ACGUCAAUGUGACAACGUCAACCAAGUAAAUACGUAAAGUUGGCAACGCGCACGACGCAUUGAUAUUUUGCAACAUGCCAUAUAAACGUAAGAAGUACCACAGUGGUGAUACUCAUCUGAAAAGAAGGUGGAGGGUGCGAAACCGAAAGAAGGACCUUGACGAAAUUGAUACUGACCUAAAAGAAGAAAACGCAGAAAAAUUGUUAAAUCAAGAUGUGGAUCUAGACGUGCCCGGAGCUGCGCAACAUUACUGCCUUCACUGUGCGCGAUACUUCAUCGACGACCAAGCUCUCAAAGAACAUUUCAAGACAAAAGUGCACAAGCGAAGAUUAAAGGCGUUAGAACUAGAACCCUAUAGUAUAGAGGAAUCUGAAAGGGCUGCCGGUCAUGGUAACUUCAAGUUACCAGCAAAAAGAAAAAUUGUUACACAAAACACUGAGAAACCUGAUCUAAAAGAUCAAGACGGAGAUACAAUUUUGGAAGAAGUUAGUCCAAACAAGAAGAAGAGAAUUGAUGAUGAUCCAUAAAUUCAUGAACAAUGUGCUAUUGAGAGUGCGUAACUGUAAUUCAUGUACAGUGAGACACUCUGCACUGUUUAUAAAUGGUAACAGAGCAACUGAAAACUAUGUAUUUGUUAUACCACACAUUGAUAUACCAACAAUCCUCCAAGACAAAGAUUACAUGCAGACUCAACUUAACCGGAGAAAAUGUAAAUUUGAUUUAGAUAAAUUAGAUAACCUAUGGGCUGUGUAUGACAAAUUGAAAUUAAAGAAAACAGAGUAUGAUGAAAAGAAGGAUGAGAUAUCUAGAGAACUAGGCAAGCUUCUUAAAAAUGAACCUGAUGGUGAUACUACAAAAAAAUACAAAAUUCAAAUAAGUCUAAUCAAAGACAAUAUUAAAAAAAUUAAAUCACCAUUAUGGUCUGCUGAGGAGACUGCUAUAGUUGAAGCUCUGAAGCUACCAAA
Manduca sexta (tobacco hornworm) is the source of this 965-nucleotide messenger RNA. Its product is annotated as zinc finger protein 593 homolog. Lineage: Eukaryota; Metazoa; Arthropoda; Insecta; Lepidoptera; Sphingidae. The record is from RefSeq and is a predicted model, not a curated record. Gene Ontology annotation, molecular function: zinc ion binding; nucleic acid binding.